Messenger RNA from Spodoptera exigua (beet armyworm), 2298 nucleotides. Lineage: Eukaryota; Metazoa; Arthropoda; Insecta; Lepidoptera; Noctuidae. The record is from the annotation of a GenBank genome assembly.
AUGGAGCGCGGUGUUACCGUGCAGGUGGUGAAGCUGGGCAAGGGGGAGGGACGCUACGAGCUGGACGAGGAGGCGCUGCGCCGCGUGCUGCUGCGGGAGGACGUGCGGGGCCUGCCCGUCGUGGUGGUCAGCGUCGCUGGCGCCUACCGCGGCGGCAAGUCCUUCAUACUCAAUUUUUUCCUCAGAUACCUCAAGGCACCUCGUGACAAUCAGGUGAAUGGGAACUGGUUGGGGAGCGAGGACGAGCCACUAAGAGGGUUUCACUGGCGAGGUGGAUGUGAGCGAGAUACUACGGGCAUCCACCUGUGGUCGGAGCCCAUCAUCACGACAACAGAGAACGGCAAAAAGGUGGCCGUGCUGCUGAUGGACACACAGGGCACCUUCGACUCGGAGACCACGAUCGGCCAGAACUCGACGAUCUUCGCGCUGUCCACCCUCAUCUCGUCCGUGCAGAUCUACAACCUGACCGGCAACAUCAAGGAGGAUGAUCUACAAAAUUUACAGCUGUUCACGGAGUACGGCAAGCUGGUGAGCGAGACGCAGGACAAAGCAUUUCAAACGCUUCUAUUCCUCGUCAGGGACUGGGCGAAUGCCUUCGAAUAUCCUUACGGUUACACUGGCGGCUCUGCGUUUCUACGGAAAAGACUUCAGCUGAAGCAGAACCAGAAAUCAGAAUUGCGGCAGGUCCGUGAGCAUCUGCAUUCGUGUUUCGAAGAUAUCAAGUGUUUCCUCAUGCCGCAUCCAGGGCACUGUGUUGAAGAUCCAAACUUUGAUGGCUGUUUACCUGACUUGACUGAAAACUUUCGAGCAGCACUUUCGAAGUUAGUGCCUUCACUGUUCGACCCAAAAUAUCUCACUCCAAAGUACAUCAGCGGCGAACUAGUCACAACUCAAGACUUGUUCGAGUAUUUCCAAAAAUAUGUCAAUAUUUUCAACAGCAGUGAUGUGCCUGAAGCAACUACUAUCUACCAGGCGACGGCGGACGCGUGCCUGCUCUCGGCGACGCGCGAGGCGCGCGACCUGUACUCGCAGCACAUGGAGGCGCGCGUGCGCGACGGCGUCAGCGUCAGCAGCGCCACGCUCACUGCCUGGCACGAGGCCGCGCGGGACUUAGCCUUAAAGCGCUUUACAGAGAAGAAGAAACUGGCUGCACAAGCUGACAUCGAUGCUCAACAUAAUGAACUCACCAAGGAAUUGGAUACCUUACUCUCACUGUACUUGUGGAACAACGACAUAAAGGUUCGCGACACGAUGGGCAACGCCACAAAAGCGUACGAGGUGGCAGUGAGCCGCGUGUCUGCGGAGCACGCGCGCCUGUGCCUGCACCCGCGGGACAUGGCCGACCUGCACGCCGAGGCGCUGCGCCAGGCGCUCGCAGUCUUCGAUGGCGCAAGAGAGGUGCCCGAAGGUGAAGAAGACGAUAGAAGAUUAGAAUUGAUUUGUAGGUUGGAGCAGCGCUACGAGCACUUGUGUGUCAUCAACGAGCAGAACAACAAGAGCAGCGUGAUGGAGGCUCGGGAGGUGUACGUGAGGCGAAUGAAGCUGGAGAUGGACCAGUCGGGCGUCAGCCCCGCGCGACUCUCCCAGCAGCACCAAGAAGCUGUCGAAGUUGCUACAAACUCCUUCUAUACAAUGAGGAGCCUCUCCACUCGGCGAGAAGACGACGCUCACUUGCAGCGACUUUUACAGGAAAUCGAAGACUGUUAUACUGAGUUUAAGCAGGGGAUAAUAAAGAGUAACAGGAUGUUGAGGCAGAUGGCUGAAUAUGCAUACAACAACUAUAUAAUGUCAGCGUGGGGCCCGCAGACGUGCUGCUUCCACCCGCGCGCGUUGGAGGACUUGCACAACGAAGCUAUUACUGAAGUCAAUAAACAGAUAUAUGGAGGAAGCAAUGAGGAUGAAGACAAGGCAGCCAUUAUGGAACUCCUGAGAAGACGUUUUUCUGAGCUGCAAUUAACUAACGAAUAUAACAACGACCGAGCGGUAGAACACGCCUACAAUACGUAUUUAAUGAAGAUGGACAAGAUCACGCGGCCUUCAGGAGUCCCCGCGCUGGUGUUUGCAUUCUUCACUAUACUACAGUUUUCUCUGGCUUUCCACCACGAAGAAACCAAACGAGUUGCGGUGCAAGAGUUUAAUCACAGGCGUCGUGGUACACCGUACGAUCAGGAUCCAUAUUACGACCGUCUAGUGCAGAACAUCGAUGCGGCUUAUGGAAACUACAGUAGUCCAGUGAUGACCUUCUUGAGGGAACUAGGAUUUUACAGAGACCAAGCCCCUGCUUUAGGUGCCAGCUAA